This is a messenger RNA of Ambispora gerdemannii, 2481 nucleotides long. The record is from the annotation of a GenBank genome assembly. Lineage: Eukaryota; Fungi; Glomeromycota; Glomeromycetes; Archaeosporales; Ambisporaceae.
AUGAUUCUCAACUCUUUAAAGUCGCUUAGCUCAAAAACUGCAAAAAUACAUUCACAGAAAUCGUUAUCGCUUUUAUAUACCUCAAAGAAUAACACGAAAAAAGCGUCACCUUAUCUUAAUCUAUUACGUUUUUCGCAAAACUCGAAUUUUUCAACCACCUCACCCACAUUUCGCAUAAAACUUCCAGAUAAAAAACUGCCCGGAAAAAUUCGCAUUCCUAAAGAUGCACACUUCAUGUCGGCCAAAGUUCAACGACUCGCGGCAGAUGGGAAACUGGAAGAGGCAAUAAGUUUUGUAAUAGAUGCGCCAAAACGCGCGGUAUCAGAAGUAGUAUGGAAUCAUUUAAUAGCAGAAUGCGUAAAAAUCGGAAAGGUUAAAAUGGGUUUUCGUUUAUUCACCGAGAUGAAACGUAGAGGGUUUCCACCUAAUGAGCAAACAUACACUAUCCUUUUAAAUGGUAUUGCAGAAAAACGCACUUUUGCUAACAACAUAGCAUAUGCUAUUAAUGUUAUCGAUAACAUGAGAACAAGUGCACGUGAAACUGCAAUUCGUCCGAAUGUUAUCCACGGAAACGCGUUACUUAAAGUGUGCAGUCGCUCACAGGAUUUUAAAUCUUUACGUGAAAAUUACGAUCGUUUAUUCGACUCAGGCGAAUUAUAUCCAAACACAGAUACUUUUACCAUAGUUUUUGGCUCUUGUGCUAGAAAUGGUGCCGAAGGGUUUGAGUUUGCAUCAGCUCUUUGGGAGGAACUAAUGGGGAUCCUACAAAGACAGAGACAAAAAGAUGGGUAUACUGCAGGCAAAGUGGAGUAUGAGGGAAGAUUUGGAAUAUUGGAGAUGGAUGAUCAAUUAGUUGCUUCCAUGUUGUUAUGUUGUAAAAAUGCUGGGGAAACAGAAAAAGGAUACGAGAUUAUAGAGGAAAUAUACGGAAUAAGAUUAUCUGGCUCUUCUCUAUAUGUAUCAAAACCUUCGCGAUAUGAUGUAGAGAUGACUUCAAAGUCACUGGAUAUUGCCCUGGGAUUAUGCUUUAAAGGACGAGAUUGGUCAAAAGGAAUAUAUCUCUUUGAUCAGGUGCUGGCUAAAUAUCCAAGAAUAGAGUUGGAUAUUUACAAUAUGAAUACCUUAAUCUCAUUAUAUAUUGAAGCAAGAAAUCUUAAAAAUGCCAUAAGCGUUUUUGAGACCAUUCGUGCACAAAAAAUCACGCCAGUUUUGCAGACUUACGAUUUACUAUUGACUGCUUGUAGGAUUGUAAACGACUGGGGAUCAGCCACAAAAAUAUUUGAAGAUAUGUUACGGAUGAAAUUAUUACCUGAUGCACAUGUAUUAAAUUUAAUGCUUGAAUUGGCCAAUAGAAAAAAAUUUUCUGGAAUAAAUCAAAUAUGUUGGUUACUAGAAAGAAUCGAAGGUCUUGGAUUGAAUACAUCCAUGAAGAAAAAUUCUAAGCUUCCAGUCAAGAUUGAAAAUAUAAACUUUCUACAGGCAAUUAUCAAAGCCUAUUCAUUGGCUUUGGAAAGAGCUGAUGACGAAUUGUUGAAUCAAAAAUUAGAUCCAUGGACAUUCUUUAAAAAUUUUUACGAAAGAAAAUUGGAAAAUCUACUGAAAAAACAAAGUGAAAAGGAAGAACUUGAAGAAGGAAAAUUUACGAAGAAAAUCCGCGAUAACAGGAUAGAAAUAUCAGAACCUAAUACAAUAAAGAAAAAUAAUACGAAGAGAAGCUGGUGGAGCGAUGACGAAAAGCCAAAACGCAAACCUAAAUUUUCGUCGGGAUAUGAUGAUUUCAUGAACGAUGACGAAAAAUCGAAACGCAAAUCAAAGGUUUCUGUAGAAUAUGAUGGACAUGUAAGCGAAGACGAAAAGCCGAAACGAAAAUCAUCGGGAUAUGAUAAUUUCUUGAGCUAUGAUGAAAAACCUAAAAGAGAAUCAAAAUUUGCGUCAGCAUAUGAUGAUUUCGAGAACAAUGACAAAAAGCCGAAAAGAAAAUCAGAAGCGCCUAUGGGAUAUGUUGAUUUUGUGAGUGGCGACGAAAAACCGAAACGAAACUCGAAAGUUUCUGUAAAAUAUGAUGAAGAGCCGAAAAGAAAAUCAAACUCUUCUUCGAGAUAUGACGAUUUUAGAAUUGAUGAUGAGAAGUCAAGAGGAAAGUCAAAAUUUACAGCAAGAUAUAACGAUUUCAAAAUUAAUUCAGAAAAACGGGACCUGCAUAGACCAAAAUUCCGUGGUCGUGAAGGACUUUCCAGAUCCAACUCUGAAGAAAGAGGCAGAUUAAAUUAUCGUAAUUUCGAUUCUCAGUCAGGUUUUGCCACGAAAAAACAGUUUAGAGCUAAAUCCGAAGAAAGAGACAGCUAUCGAUCUUCAAAGAUUAGUUCAAAUUUCCGGGAACGAAGGGAUAGUGGUAGCAAUUCAAGUUAUCGUGAUGUCUCACAAUUUAGUAGAUCGGAUUUUAACGAUAGACCUAAACGAGCAUUUUUAAGACGUGGUUAA